AUGAACAUCUGGUCUAUAUCACCCUUGCCUUUACGAGCGAUACCAAGGGUCUCGUGGUCACAUUCCAUACGCUCUCCUUUGCUUGAAGCCCGUCCGGCUCUCCCCAGCGUGUCCCGAAGAUAUCAUGGAGCUGCUAUCGUUCGAGACCAGACGACGCAAUUCUUGAAGAGAUUGGUGGAAGCCAAGGAAAACAAGGAAUUGUCGUUCGGCGAAAUUGCGAAGAGGAUCGGAAGGUCUGAGAUCUGGACAGCUGCGUUGUUUUACGGGCACGCCAAACCUGAACAAGCAGACCUCAAAAAGUUGAGUGAGGUACUCGAUAUUCCUGAACAGGAGUUCAAACGGGGCUUCCCAAAGUCUUUUUUCCCAAUUCGAGGAGUUGGCUUACAGAUGCCACCGAGUGACCCGUUGAUGUAUAGAUUAUACGAAUUCCUCAUCGUCUACGGGUUCCCUUUGAAAUCGAUCAUCCAUGAGAAGUUUGGCGAUGGUAUAAUGUCUGCGAUUGACUGCACAUGCGAAGUUAAGAAAGUGGAGCAAGACAAAGCCGAGAGGGUUGUAAUCACGCUCAAUGGAAAGUGGUUACCUUACAAGCGCUGGUAA
Puccinia triticina is the source of this 597-nucleotide messenger RNA. RefSeq lists its product as uncharacterized. NCBI's taxonomy places the organism in Eukaryota, Fungi, Basidiomycota, Pucciniomycetes, Pucciniales, Pucciniaceae. The transcript has 8 exons. Gene Ontology annotation, molecular function: DNA binding; cyanate hydratase activity. The record is from RefSeq and is a predicted model, not a curated record. The coding region runs from base 1 to 597 and encodes 198 amino acids.